AUGCCGCACGUACCACAAAGUUUACAUCGUCUUCGCGACAAAGUCACCCGCAAACCUGGGGAACAGGCUCAUAUCGUAGCACCAUAUCUGGAUUCUAAUUUACCAGCCGAGCCUGGGCAUGAGGUCGAUUCAUAUCUCUUCAAGAACUUGAGAUGUCGAGACGAUAUCUUCUGUGAAGCAGAAUGUCACGACUUUUUUGCCCAUGAAGGAGCAGUUCUGUUUUGUCAACCCGAGUUCAACAUCAUGUUUGAACUUGCCAUCGUGAAGCUUCGUCUUGGAAUGAUGGCUGCCGCUAAAUCAGCGGGGACGUAUGUUGCCUUAUCACCGAAUAAUGGGCCUCGUGGCGAGGAAUGGUAUUAUGAAAUUUGGGUCACUCCAACCUGGCGUCACUCGAAGCUAGCAAGUCUUACAUCGCAUGAACUCUUGAAGUACUGA
Messenger RNA from Sclerotinia borealis F-4128, 435 nucleotides. The record is from the annotation of a GenBank genome assembly. Lineage: Eukaryota; Fungi; Ascomycota; Leotiomycetes; Helotiales; Sclerotiniaceae.